AACGGAAGUGCGCAGGGUGAUUCGCUUUCUUGUUUUGCCGCUCUGGAAGACGUCAGUUGGUUAAGCAGGAGAAGCUAGCAGACGUUUCAAGGAAGGAUCAUACCCCAAAGGAGGUUCGCCGGCUUCUUUCCGUCUGGUCGGGAUGAAAUGACAGUUCUUCUUGGAUAAAAGUAAUUACGGACGGAUUUCUGGUAUUCUGAGUAGUAUCAGAAACCUUGGCACUUAUAUCCUGACUCGAACGUGACAGCUGCUCUAUCAAGGGCCACCCCAGUCCUCUCUGGGCUAAAGGCUAAAAAGUUAUAGACCAUCUGGAUAACCCAACGAACGAUCACUCACCAAAUCGAAAACCUCUGGUUGCAGACGACCUGGAGUAAGACAAGAGCAGGUGCCAGAGGUCACUCACCCGCCACACAGCACCAGCAGGUCCGUCGCUCAGUACUGGCUCUCCGCUCCCCGCUGCUCUCCGCAGGAACAAGGGGGGGAGCCUCGCUCGGGACAUCAUGUCUCACGAUGACGUAGUAGCCCCCUGUGACAGACGAGAGUCCUCGGCGUCUACUGUGAGCUGUGCUUGAGCUCAUCUUAUUUUCAGUGCCAUGUCAGAUCUUUUCCGUACUAUUGGAUUUCCCGCGCUAAGCCCACGGACUGGAGUAUGACGAGGAGAAGGAAGGGGUUUGACCUAGACAACUUCCCGUUGACAUGGAGAUCACAUGAGGUUUUACUGUACUUAGUUUCGGUGUCUGUCGUGCUUGCUUCGGUCACGGCACAGUCAGACUGCGGCGAUUAUUAUGACCUGGGCCCUUCUUCCACCGGGACCAUCUACAGUCCAGACUACCCGAACAUGUACGGGACUUACAGCAAGUGUAUCUGGCUCAUCAGAACCGACGACAAAUAUCGGGUACAGCUCUCCGUCACCUUCACGGGGGAGCGCUACAAUGGAGACUGUUCCGACUACCUUGAGAUCCGAGACGGAAACAGCUCUGCUGCACUGGUGGCCAAGCUGUGCGACACACACACGGCCGAGGUGGUCCGCUCUACCUACCGCUGGAUGUGGGUCCUCUUCAAGUCGGACGGCAUCACUGGCUCCGCCACUGCCAUGCAGGCCACUUUCUCCUCCUUCUACAAUGCCACGACUCCUGCGAUCACACAAAACGCUGCUCCAACGUGUCGGUCCUACGAGUUUGAGUGUCGUAACAUGCAGUGUCUGAGCAUGGCCUACCGCUGUGACGGCUACAACGACUGUGGCUGUAUCAACGACUGUGAUGAGGACGGCUGUGGGCCUCUUGCGCUCUCUACGGGAGCCCAGAUUGGCAUUUCGAUCGCAGUUGGCAUCGGUGUUUUCUUCGUAAUCUGUUGCAUUGCCUUCCUCAUUGAAAGCAAGGAGAACUGGCUGGCUUCUAAGAAUGAAGAGAAGUUGGAGCGAGAGACUCAGGCAGCACAGCGGCGUCGACGAGCUACCAAAGCGUUCUCCAAGUUCAUCGGUGACAACAAGGACAGCGUGGUCAAGUCCAAGUCAGCGAUCGUCCCCGCCCUCAAAGUGACCGAGGUCGAGUCUUCCUGAUGUGCCACUCCUGUGGCUUACUUGCUUUCCACCUUAAUAAAAAAGCAUUCUAUUCUGGUGUCUCGUAAAAUCUUGUCACCUUUCCAUGAACUUUCGUGGCUCUGCCUUCGUAUAGACGACAUUAUUAUUCUGUUGUCUUGCAUUGACACCGUUGUCUUCUACAUGCCUUUGACGUUGAGUACGCCACAACGAUUCCUGCCUCGAAAUGAUGCUGCACUCUGGCUUUUAACAAGGCGUUAUUGAACUUUAACGAACUUGGCGUGCGGUACUGCGAAGACGUUACUCAUGCUCCUCUGGAUAAGGCCAAAUUUCUGUGAUAUUCUAUGUUCUUUCUGAAAGUUCUGACAGAGCUGAAAGGGGUGAUCUCUAACCCCAGCACAUACCAUAACAAAGAAACGCUGGCAACAUUCGUAAUGAGGAGAGUGUCAACCUACCCGAAGAUACUGACGAAAUUUCAGCAUCGGACUUCUACGAGCUGACUACGUUGGUGUGAUGCCAAGUAUCAUGCAUAGAAUCAUAGAGCCUGUAAACACGGCAGACAAAGUGAAGUAACAAAACUGUUUCUUGAUAACAAACGGUUAAACAAGGCGUGCAAGAGGACCUGUAUAAUAUGGAGUGAACUGGGAAAAGAACAGAUUGUGCCCACUUAACCUGGCGUUUCUGCUAGUAGUGGCUUGUCUCACGGGGUACCGUUCUCCUAGGGAUAUGCGCCUAUUGACUGAACUGACGUACACUCCAUUCACCCCCCCCCCCCCCCCUUUGAAACACUGUUGCGGGUUUUGGUUUCUACGGUGAGUGUAUGCCAGUUCUUUCAUGCUCAUUACCAUCAUAAAUAUGUCUCCGACAGUCUGGCUUUGUGGAGACGUUGAGGGUUUGUUUAUGUCCAACGAUUAUCCUUUACUUCCUGUUGGAUUACAAAGGGCUUUUGUGACUUAUCUAAGCUUACUAAGUUUCUUUUUCAGUCUGGUAUAAUAAUAGUGACAGGUUGUUUUUUUAAAUCUCUUUUUGUAAUAUUGUUAAAUAAUUUAAUUUUUUAUUCUU
Molecule: messenger RNA, 2599 nt
Organism: Aplysia californica (California sea hare)
Lineage: Eukaryota; Metazoa; Mollusca; Gastropoda; Aplysiida; Aplysiidae
Product: tolloid-like protein 2
Exons: 9
Coding region: 650-1558 (302 amino acids)
Molecular function (GO): protein binding
Source: RefSeq, a predicted model, not a curated record